GACAGCCAUCCACCCAAACCAUAUUUUCCCGUGUUCCACGUUUCAUUUAUGCCACACCCUGUGGCUGUAACUAGUUCGCUCACGACCAUGUCGACCGACGCGACCAAAAUUCGCAAAAAAAUCGCGAGAUUGAAUAAACAUCUCGAUGAGCUCGAAUCCCAGCUCGAGCCUCUCUUUUCCCAGUCCCUCACCGAGACGCUGGUCAGACUGGACACGGUCCAACAGGCAAAGAUGCAGGUCAUCAUUCCGUAUGUGGUGUAUGAUCUCGUGUUUGUUUUCCUGAAAGCUCGUGGCAUUGACCCGAUGACGCAUCCGAUCGUUCGCGAACUCGACCGCGUGCGCGUAUACUUUGACAAGAUCAAAGACGCUGAAGAGUCCAACCAGAAACGGAAACUCGGCCUUGACAAAGAAGCAGCGGAAAGAUUCAUAAAACACGCCAUCGCACAAGCAACGAACGUAACGUCGGUUGAGAAUGAACGAGACGAUGAAUCUAUGGAUGCGGUUGUCGCACCUAUUCCCGGUCCAAGCACCAGCGUACUAGAGCGUGUCCCAGUCAAAAUCACCAGCAAGAUGCUCGAACGUGCGGAGUACGAGCGGAAUCUGCAGGAGCUGGGUGAUGAUGAAGAAGAGGAACUAGAAGUUUUCGGCGAAAUACUGGCAGAAGAUUACUCUAUGGAAGGUACGCCAGAUGGACUGGAGUUGAAGCCCGCGAUGGGGACGCUGCUAGUCGACAAAGGUAAGCACAAGAUGAAGGAAGAACUCAAUCAGGUGGAUCAAGUUUCGACCUCGUCCCGUAAAAAACGGCCACGUAUCGACUCAGUCGCGGGUACGUGUCCCUUAUUAUCCCUCUUUUCUUUGAUCACGGUGGUGACAGUUUCUUGCCGAUAGGCUACGAAGGCAUUUCGUCGAC
This is a messenger RNA of Pisolithus orientalis, 910 nucleotides long. RefSeq lists its product as uncharacterized. The record is from RefSeq and is a predicted model, not a curated record. Gene Ontology annotation, cellular component: exosome (RNase complex); nucleolus. Bases 49 to 888 code for a protein of 279 amino acids. Lineage: Eukaryota; Fungi; Basidiomycota; Agaricomycetes; Boletales; Pisolithaceae. Gene Ontology annotation, molecular function: DNA binding; RNA binding. Gene Ontology annotation, biological process: regulation of gene expression; maturation of 5.8S rRNA. The transcript has 4 exons.